Lepus europaeus (European hare) is the source of this 1263-nucleotide messenger RNA. RefSeq names its product olfactory receptor 2Y1-like. Gene Ontology annotation, biological process: G protein-coupled receptor signaling pathway. Lineage: Eukaryota; Metazoa; Chordata; Mammalia; Lagomorpha; Leporidae. Gene Ontology annotation, cellular component: membrane. Gene Ontology annotation, molecular function: G protein-coupled receptor activity; olfactory receptor activity. The record is from RefSeq and is a predicted model, not a curated record.
AAGGACUGACUUGCCUGACUAAAAUCAUGAGACAAAUGGGUAGCAGGAGUAAUCCAAUGAUCUUUCUACCUAAAUAAGAGAAGACUAAGAAUAGGAGACAGUGUGAAAGAAUGUUGUGAAUACCAAAAUACUCAUAGAUAAUAAAAUGGAUGAUUUAAGGAGUAUACUAUGGGUAAAGUUUUAAUAUAUAUUCUUUAUAAGAGGCAUUAAAUUGUCUUCUGCUGUUUGGUUGUGUGAAAGGCUAUGGGGAGUCUCAAUACCACUUUCAGAGAGGGCUUCAUUUUGGUGGGCUUUUCAGAUUGGCCUCAACUGGAAGUUUUCCUUUUUGUCUUUAUUUUUAUUUUCUACUCUCUAACUCUUUGUGGCAACACCACUAUCAUUGCUCUCUCCCAGCUGGAUAUUCGACUGCGAACACCCAUGUACUUCUUUCUCUGCCACCUCUCUUUCCUGGACCUCUGCUACACUACCAGCACUGUGCCUCAACUGCUGGUCAAUCUUCAAGGACCCGACCGGACCAUCAGCUAUGGAGGGUGUGUGGCCCAGCUUUUCAUUGUCCUUGCCUUAGGCUCAACGGAGAGUGUUCUCUUGGUGGUGAUGGCCUUUGAUCGCUAUGCUGCCAUCUGUCGUCCACUCCACUACAUGACCAUUAUGUACCCCCAUCUCUGCCAGGCAUUGGCUGUUGUCUCCUGGUUGGGAGGUUUCAUAAACUCUUUGAUUCAGACAGGUCUUAUGAUGGCCCUACCUCUCUGUGGCCUUCACUUAAAUCAUUUUUUCUGUGAGAUGCCUGUAUUCCUGAAGUUAGCUUGUGAAGACACAGAAGGAACAGAGGUAAAGAUGUUUGUGGCCCAAGCCAUAAUCUUGAUCUUUCCUGCAGCACUAAUUCUUGUCUCCUAUGUACACAUAACUAAGGCAGUGCUGAAGGUCAAGUCAAUGGCUGCACAGAGAAAGGCUUUUGGAACUUGUGGGUCUCACCUGCUUGUGGUUUCCCUUUUUUAUGGCUCAGCCAUCUACACAUAUCUCCAGCCCAUUGACAGUUAUUCUGAGAGUGGGGGAAAGUUUGUUGCUCUUUUUUAUACUAUUGUUACCCCUAUGCUCAAUCCUCUGAUUUAUACCUUAAGGAACAAAGACGUGAAGGGGGCUCUGAAAAAGCUACUAGGGAGAGUCAGAUACUAAGUGUAGGAGGGAAGGGAGGACCAAUGAUUUUCUGAAAUAGCUCUCAGACAAUGGAACCCAUUUUAUAGUUGGUAAAUUUUACGUUGAAUG